AUGGCCCAGAGCCGGAGGCACCUGUACGGUCGGGCCUCGCCCGGCGGCAGGAUGAGCGCGGAGGCCGGCAGCCGGCCCCUGAAGGUGGGCUCCCGGGUGGAGGUGAUCGGCAAGGGGCACCGGGGCACCGUGGCCUACGUGGGCGCCACCCUCUUCGCCACCGGCAAGUGGGUGGGCGUCAUCCUGGACGAGGCCAAGGGCAAGAACGACGGCACCGUGCAAGGCCGCCGCUACUUCACCUGCGAGGACGGACGGGGCAUCUUCGUGCGCCAGUCCCAGAUCCAGGUGUUCGAAGAUGGAGCGGACACCACGUCCCCCGAGACCCCCGACUCGACUUCCUCCAGAGUCCCCAAGCGAGAGUCGACGGAGUCCGCGGGCAAAGCCAGCAAACUGCGAGGAGCGAAACCCAGGAAGGCGGCCCCGGCUCCCCGCAAGACUACCACCCGGCGGGUCAAGCCCACCCGGCCGUCCGGCCCGGCCACCCCCGGGACCGCGGCGGGGGCCUCGGGCUCGGCCUCGGCCUCGGCCGGCGAGAUGAGCAGCAGCGAGCCCAGCACGCCGGCCCAGACGCCGCUGGCGGCCCCCGUGGUCCCCGCGCCCUCGCUGGUCUCCCCCGGCCCGGCCCCGCCGCUGCUGUCCCCUUCCAAGGAGGAGGAGGGCCUGCGGGCCCAGGUGCGGGACCUGGAGGAGAAGCUGGAGACCCUCCGGCUGAAGCGGGCGGAGGACAAGGCCAAGCUGAAGGAGCUGGAGAAACAUAAGAUCCAGCUGGAGCAGGUGACCGAGUGGAAGAGCAAGAUGCAGGAGCAGCAGGCCGACCUGCAGCGCCGUCUCAAGGAGGCCCGCAAGGAGGCCCAGGAGGCCCAGGAGGCCAAGGAGCGCUACAUGGAGGAGAUGGCCGACACGGCGGACGCCAUCGAGAUGGCCACGCUGGACAAGGAGAUGGCCGAGGAGCGGGCCGAGUCGCUGCAGCAGGAGGUGGAGGCCCUGAGGGAGCGCGUCGAGUUCCUCACCACCGACCUGGAGAUCCUCAAGCACGAAAUCGAGGAGAAAGGCUCCGAUGGGGCGGCGUCCAGUUACCAAGUCAAACAGCUGGAGGAGCAGAACGCCCGGCUGAAGGAAGCUCUGGUCAGGAUGCGGGACCUGUCGGCCUCGGAGAAGCAGGAGCACGUGAAGCUGCAGAAGCUCAUGGAGAAGAAGAACGCGGAGCUGGAGGCCCUGAGGCAGCAGCGGGAGCGACUGCAGGCCCAGCUGGGCCAGGCCGACCACACCAUCGACGAGCUCAAGGACCAGGUGGACGCGGCCCUGGGGGCCGAGGAGAUGGUGGAGACCCUGACGGAUCGCAACCUCAACCUGGAGGAGAAAGUGCGGGAGCUGAGGGAGACCGUGAGCGACCUGGAGGCCAUGAACGAGAUGAACGACGAGCUGCAGGAGAACGCGCGGGAGACGGAGCUGGAGCUGCGGGAGCAGCUGGACCUGGCCGGGGGCCGCGUCCGCGAGGCGGAGAAGAGGGUCGAGGCCGCCCAGGAGACCGUGGCCGACUACCAGCAGACCGUCUCCAAGUACCGGCAGCUCACGGCUCGCCUGCAGGAGAUGAACCGGGAACUGACGAAUCAGCAGGAGGCCUCCGUGGAGCGGCAGCAGCAGCUGCCGCUGGAGACCUUCGACUUCAAGAUCAAGUUCGCGGAGACCAAGGCUCACGCCAAGGCCAUCGAGAUGGAGCUGCGGCAGAUGGAGGUGGCCCAGGCCAACCGACACGUGGCCCUCCUCACGGCCUUCAUGCCCGACAGCUUCCUGCGACGCGGCGGCGAUCACGACUGCCUGCUGGUCCUGCUCCUCGUCCCGCGCCUCGUCUGCAAGGCGGAGCUGAUCAGCAAGCAGGCGCAAGAGAAGUUCGAGCUGAGCGAAGGCUGCUCGGGCCGCCGCACGGGACUGCGAGGGGCGGCGGGAGAGCAGCUGAGCUUCGCGGCGGGCCUCGUCUACUCCCUCAGCCUCCUGCAAGCCACCCUGCACCGCUACGACCAGGCGCUGGGGCAGUGUACCGUGGACGUGUACAGGAAGGUCGGGGGGCUGUACCCCGAGAUGAGCGCCCACGAGCGAUCCCUGGACUUCCUCAUCGAGCUGCUGCACAAGGACCAGCUGGACGAGACGGUCAACGUGGAGCCGCUGACCAAGGCCAUCAAGUACUACCAGCACCUGUACAGCAUCCAUCUCUCGGAGGAAGCCGAGGACUGUACCACGCAACUGGCCGAUCACAUUAAGUUCACCCAGAGUGCCUUGGACUGCAUGGGCGUGGAGGUGGGCCGCCUGCGCUCCUUCCUGCAGGGCGGGCAGGAGGCCUCGGACCUGGCCAUCCUGCUCCGGGACCUGGACACGUCCUGCGGCGACAUCCGCCAGUUCUGCAAGAAGAUCCGCCGCCGGAUGCCCGGCACCGACGCCCCCGGCAUCCCCUCGGCCCUGGGCUUCGGCCCGCAGGUGGCGGACAGCCUGCUGGAGUGCCGCAAGCACCUGACGUGGGCAGUGGCGCUGCUGCAGGAGGUGGCCGCGGCGGGAGCCCAGCUGAUCGCCCCGCUGGCCGAGACCGAGGGGCUUCCGGCCGCCACGUUGGAGGAGCUGGCCCGCACGGCCGGGGAGCAGAUCUACGGGGUGCCGGGGGCCAGCCCCUACGAAUGCUUGCGCCAGUCCUGCGGCACGCUGAUGGCCACCAUGAACCGGAUGGCCACCGCCAUGCAGGAGGGAGACUACGAUGCCGACCGCGCCCCCGGAAAGCCCCCUCCGGCCGAGCUGCGGGCGGCCGCCCUGCGGGCAGAGAUCACGGACGCGGAGGGCCUGGGCCUGAAGCUGGAGGACCGGGAGACGGCCAUCAAGGAGCUCAAGAAGUCCCUCAAGAUCAAGGGUGAGGAGCUGAGCGAGGCCAACGUGCGGCUGAGCCUGCUGGAGAAGAAGCUGGACGGGGCGGCCAGGGAGGCCGACGAGCGGACGGAGAAGGUGCAGACCCGACUGGACGAGACCCAGGCCCUGCUGCGCAAGAAGGAGAAGGAGUUCGAGGAGACCAUGGACGCCCUCCAGGCCGACAUCGACCAGCUGGAGGCCGAGAAGCUGGAGCUGAAGCAGCGGCUGAGCAGCCAGGCCAAGCGCGCCGCCGACGGCCAGCGGGGCCCCCCCUCUGGCAUCGCCACCCUGGUGUCGGGCAUCGCAGGCGAGGAACAGCAGAGAGGUGGGGGCCUCGGGCAGGCUGGGGGAAGCAACGGGGGUCCCGGCGUGGUGAGGGACUCCCCCCUCCUGCUGCAGCAGAUCUCGGCUUUGCGCCUGGCCCUGAGCCAGCUGCAGCGAGAGAACAGCACCCUGAAGGGAGCCCACAUGAAGGCGGCCCUGUCGGCGCUGCCCCCGCUCACCGUGCCCAGGCUGACGCUACCCCCCGGCGAGGGCCUGGCGGGCGACGUGGCAGCGGGGACGCUCUACCGCAAGACCAGCCAGCUCCUGGCCACCCUGCAGGGCCUCAGCGCCUGCGCCCGCGUGGUGGACAUCAGCCGCUCCGCGCCCGCGGCCAAGAGCCCCUCGGCCCAGCUCCUGGAACGCGUGGCCCAGCUCCGCUCCCUCGGCGAGGCCGUCGACCAGCUCAAGGACGUCGUGAUGAAGGAGACGGUCGCUCGGCGCCCGGGAGCCAGCGUCCCCACCGACUUCGCCACUUUCCCCUCCACGGCCUUCCUCAAGGCCCGGGAGGAGCAGCUGGCGGAGGCCGUCUACGUGGGCAAAGUGACCUUCCCCUGUGCGGCCGGACACGAGCGGCGGCACCACCUCGUCCUGACCCCGGACCAGCUGUACCGGCUGCACGGCCGCCUGGUCGCCUAGGGGAGCCCCCCGGCCCCCUCCCCGGUGCCCACCCGCUCUCCCCGCCACCCCAGGGCCCGUCCGGGCGCGGCGCUAGGCCCCGGAGCCGCCGCCCUCUCCG
This is a messenger RNA of Tachyglossus aculeatus (Australian echidna), 3949 nucleotides long. It is a transcript of the gene DCTN1, whose product is annotated as dynactin subunit 1. Lineage: Eukaryota; Metazoa; Chordata; Mammalia; Monotremata; Tachyglossidae. The record is from RefSeq and is a predicted model, not a curated record. Gene Ontology annotation, cellular component: microtubule associated complex; spindle pole; kinetochore. Gene Ontology annotation, biological process: establishment of mitotic spindle orientation; nuclear migration.